AGUGUAAUUUGUAGAGGUCAGCACAAUCGUCGCUAGUAUUUGACAACAGUUAUCAAUAAGAUCACACUGUGAUCUCGCGUACCAAAACCAAACUAAACACACUUGUUUAUUCAACUUGAACUCUUGCCAUGUGCCCUUCGAAAUGAUGACCUCGAGAGCUGCGACAUCGAAGGAGUGAUAGUAAAUCAACAAAUCGCGCGCCCUAACCUAUAUUAUCGCCAUAUUAGAUUCUGAUGCAUCCGUUCCUGCGUACAACAGAAGAAAAUUUGUGGUCGAACAAGGCGCACAGUUGGAAAGUAGACGGUUUGCCGCGAAGGUCCGGCUUCAGGAUUCACAAACGCGAAAAGAAGAGGGGACGAAGUUGGGUGAACUAGCAGCAGUUAACGGAGGAAGCGACGCGACGAAUCGCGGAAAACGCCUGUCGUGUGUGUUUGUGUCUCUCGCGGAGGCCUUAAUUGAAGGGAAUUAUCGCCAGUGCAGCACCGACACGAACGUCCAAUCGACUCAACAGUCAGGAUUUCGGACCGAACGUGAUAAGACGGCUUUCGAGAUAAAGGCCGCGAUUCGCUUAUAUCGCCAGUACGCGUUCCAAACCAGUAUGUGUUUGUUGUUGGGCACAAAGAUCUUCUCCGUGGACACUUGAUAUCCACCCAUCUCUAUUAACGGUUGGUCGGUUGGUAAACAAGAUACAACCCCAAACAAAAGCAAUAGAAUAGGUAGAGUGGCGAAUAUAAAACAACGUAACGAGAAGAUUUCGCCAAGACGGCACUGCAAAGAAACGACAAAAUCAGAAGACAUUGGUUGGGUGUGCAGAAGACGGCUUCCGAAAAGGGGUCUGGACGGUGGUGACCAACAUCAACGACGAACAGAAGGAAAACGCGUUAACACCUUUAUCACGCGAUUAAAUGGAUAGCGAAUGCCACAAUUUGCACAUCAAGAUGAUGCACGUCGAUAAUAACUUGCUACAAAAUCAUCGUCAACGGGAAACGACAGGGAUCAAAAAACUCUACAAUUCGUUUUUCGUGAUGUUCUAAUGAAUGCGACCAUAGUUUCGGUCCCACAGUAGAUAGUCGCUUCUUCGGAUUUUUUUUUGUAGAUCUUAGAACGGGCCGAGCCCAAGCGCGCCGGUUCGGUUUGUUGUGGUAUUAUGGAUUUCCAAAUUUACGAGAACGCCGAGAUCAUCGUAGAGGACGGCGUCGAGAAGAACAAUUGGAAUUUGGCCAUAGACGUUAACAUGGAAAACGAGGAAUACUUUAACUGGACCAACGGGCUUAAGAUCGACGAAAGUCAGUUCGGUGGCGGAAAAAACUCGCGCAAGCGCAAACCUGAACACACGGUACCGGAAACGACCAAGAUCAAGGCCACAGCUGUUAAAGUUUUAAAAACUGCAGAUUCCAACAAUCAUCAAAAUUCCAGUAGGAAAGUGGAUUCCCAAAGUGGACCUUCAAGAAUGCCUCAGUGGCAAGUAGACGAUAUUACGGAUCUUAACGCCGAUAUUGAAGGCUUAGGUUCAGAAUUAUCCAAUACUUCGUAUAAUAUGAGCGAUUCUAUUUUGUCCAUAUCGGGAUUAACAGUUUUCAAACAAGAAGCUCCGUCGCCACCAAUUUCCAAUGAUGUCAAUACAAUUCAUAUUACCCGACAAAAUAAUACAGUUCCAGUCACGACUCAAGGAACAGUAAUCACAAGUGGAAACUCAAUAAGUGAUAGCAAUGCUAUAAUUAAUACAACGUUGCACCAAUUAUUGGGUCAAGCCGGUUAUAAUACAGGACUUCAGACGUCCAUCGAAAAUAGUCUGAUUCCCUCUUCACCUACUUUAUCGCAAGACGGUUUUGGUGUUGUUUCAAGUGCUUCAACAAUUGGAGAAGAUUGCAGAUUUCAAUACGUUCUAGCAGCUGCUACAAGUAUUGCAACAAAAGUUAAUGAGGACACUUUAACUUAUUUGAAUCAAGGACAAAGCUACGAGAUUAAAUUGAAAAAACUGGGUGAUUUAUCAACAUAUCGCGGAAAAUUGUUGAAGUCUGUCAUUAAAAUAUGUUUCCACGAACGCCGUUUGCAAUACAUGGAAAAAGAGCAAAUGAAAUUAUGGCAAAAUGCACGCCCAGGUGAUAAAAUCUUAGAAGUGGACAUUCCUCUUUCAUACGGAUUAUGCAAUAUCGUUCAAACCGGGUUAAACACUGUACAUUUUAAUUGGGAUCCAACCAAAGAAGUUGGAGUUUACAUAAAAGUUAAUUGUAUCAGUACUGAAUUCACAGCUAAGAAACACGGCGGAGAAAAAGGAGUUCCAUUUCGAAUUCAAGUUGAAACUUAUCAGGGAGCCGAGGGAAGCGAAACUCCAAAACGUCUUCAUGCGGCCGUUUGUCAGAUAAAAGUCUUCAAAUUGAAGGGUGCUGAUCGGAAACACAAACAAGAUAGGGACAAAAUAAUGAAAAGACCAGCUGCAGAACAAGAAAAGUUUCAACCAAGCUAUGAAUGCACAGUUUUAACAGAUAUAUCCUGUGAAUCACUCAAUUCGUUUUCACCAGUUACAUCAUACACAAACGAAUGUUCACCACCGGCAAAACCAUAUAUUCUACCAAUUGAGAAUUCUCCCAAGAACGAAAUAAUCGCACCGCCAUCGCCACCGUCUCCGAAAGUAACCAACAACGUCAUAAACGAUCCUUCGCCACCGCCUGUUCCUGUUGUUGACGACAGCAAAUCUUCUGAUUUUCUACUCGACGUAUCCACACCAGAACAAACAUUACGUUGGUUAACAACAAAUCGUUUCGAUAAGUACAUCAACAUCUUCUCCAGUUUUUCCGGUGCUGAUAUGUUGCGUAUGUCUCGUGAAGAUCUAAUUCAAAUAUGCGGACAAGCUGAUGGAAUCCGUUUGUACAACGCACUUCAUGUCAAGGCUAUAGCACCAAAAUUAACUAUUUACGUCUCUCUCGAACACACAAAAAUAUUCAAUGCCGUUUUCUUAUCAAACUAUAGCAGUAACGAGCUUAUUCAAAAACUUGCGGGGAUGCUUGGAGUUGGUGCCGAUAAGAUACGUAACGUUUACGUACAAGGACCUCAGGCGAUUCAUAUUUUAUUGAGCAAUGACGUUAUUAGUCGCUUCAAAGAGGAAUCGAUGUUCAAUUUGGACGUGUUACAAGAAAAUGAAAGCUAUGUGAUUCUAUUGAAACCAGCGAGUAAAUAAAAAUGUUAAACUUUGAACUUACAAAAGAAUAAUUAAGUUAUUCUAAGGGUGCAACGUCGUGGCAUUACAUCAAAGAUAAAAAGUACAAAUCAUCGAUUUUUUUUUAGUUGUUAGUGUAAUUUGAAGGGACCAUUUUUGGGGAUUGUUGUGUUUUGAACUAUUUUUUAGACGAAUAUAGUGAAGUUUAAUAAUAAAAAUAAGUGGCCUUGAGACAUGCCUUGGAACAAAGACAUUUUUUUUAGACUUCAAGGUUAUAAUAUUUAAGAUAAAUUUAAUUUUAGAUUUAAAAUGAUUUAUGUAUCCAUUUAAAGGUGCUACACAUUAACAAUUAAUUAAUUUUUGUAUAUGUAUUAAUAUUCAAUGAAUUUAAUCAAAACUA
Molecule: messenger RNA, 3557 nt
Organism: Onthophagus taurus
Lineage: Eukaryota; Metazoa; Arthropoda; Insecta; Coleoptera; Scarabaeidae
Gene: gem
Product: transcription factor CP2 like gemini
Biological process (GO): regulation of transcription by RNA polymerase II
Cellular component (GO): nucleus
Molecular function (GO): RNA polymerase II cis-regulatory region sequence-specific DNA binding; DNA-binding transcription activator activity, RNA polymerase II-specific
Source: RefSeq, a predicted model, not a curated record